CUCUUCUUACUCCUACUCCUCCAAGUAUACAAAUGGACAUUGAUUCGACUUUAACUAUGGAGGGUGAAGGAAAUGUUGAAGAAGAACUUGGUUGAGGUAAAAGGAACAAGAAGUUAAGCUGGCAGUUGAAAUCUCCUUUUGAUAAGGAAGGAAAAACAGUAAGUUCCAAGGCAGACAAUCAAAAUACUCUGAAGAGUUCAGGUUGGAUAAAAUCAACCUAUACUCGUAUGUGUAUUUUUCAUUAUGCCAAAAAAGAUGAAAAAUUAGUGAAGAAAUUCAUUGUGUGGUUGGGCAAGGAGAAAAGGAGAGGUCGCAAAAAAGAGGGACAAAUUGAUUUAUAUGCUGAUGAUAAUAGUUUGAGGAAAAAACCAUACAAAUUGUAUCAUCAAAAAAUCAGUAGCAAAAUGUUUUUCCUUGAGCUUUCAGAUAGCAAAUUUGUUCUUGAUGAUAAGCAUAUUGACAUUGCUCUCUAUUAUCUGAGAAAGAAGGAAUGCUACCACCCUCGCGAUCAUCCUUUUCGAUGCACAACUACUGAUGUUCUUUUUGAUAAUUAUAUGGCACUUGUGUAUAAAGAUUUCAGUGAAGAUGCUAGUGAUGAGUUUUGGUGUGCUGGUGAUAAUCAGUUAUUUCUGACACCAUAUGUGUGGGGGGACAGCCGUAGAUGUGGAAUUGCAUGGACUGAGGUUGACAAAAUCUUUUUUCCAUGUCGGCUUCCAUCAGAAGAUGAUGAAGCUGUGACACACUUUUUGUUGGGAGUAUUGGACUUGAAUCAAAAAAAGAUUGAUGUAUAUGAUUCCAUAUACAGUGAGCCAUAUGAAGCAGGAAUGAACUACAUGCAAAUGUAUGCACGCAUGAUCCCCCAUUUGCUAAAGUUCUCACAGUUUGACAAAAAUCACAAGUCUUUUGGGAAUGUCUUCAACAAAUUUGAUAUACAGUGGCAAAGAUCACCANAUGGCAAAGAUCACCACACCAAACUGGAUC
Molecule: messenger RNA, 981 nt
Organism: Nicotiana tabacum (common tobacco)
Lineage: Eukaryota; Viridiplantae; Streptophyta; Magnoliopsida; Solanales; Solanaceae
Source: RefSeq, a predicted model, not a curated record